Messenger RNA from Glarea lozoyensis ATCC 20868, 516 nucleotides. RefSeq lists its product as uncharacterized. The transcript has a single exon. The record is from RefSeq and is a predicted model, not a curated record. NCBI's taxonomy places the organism in Eukaryota, Fungi, Ascomycota, Leotiomycetes, Helotiales, Helotiaceae. Bases 1 to 516 code for a protein of 171 amino acids.
AUGUCGGCAUCAGAAAACAUCGACGAGACGAUGAUCUCCUCCAAAAUAUCAGAACGAAUUGGACAACUGGAGAAUGAGCUUAGGGAACUCCGAUCUCAACAAACAAGUCAACUGGUCUGUCCACCAAGAACUGAUGCGGCGUAUGCUUCUCGAUCUCUUAGUCAAACGGGGAUAAUGAUAGACAAGGCAACUAUGACCGUUCCUUUGCUUUGGAAAGACAUUGACGACAUGCGGCAAGCGGCAAGACAUUUCCCUUGGUUUCCCAAGCUCCCAGCAGAGUUACGGCAAUUGAUCUGGAAAUUUGCUUUACCGUCAUCCAAGUUUAUCACCAUUCAUACAUCUACAGUACUUGAUGAAAAUGGCCAAAGGAAAAGAGAUGUAGAAACUUGGCACACUCUCCCACACAAGACUCCCGCAAUUUUUGACGCCUGCAAAGAGGGAAGACAUGUUUACAAAUUAACACACACGUUCACACGUUCUUGGAAGGUACUGAUGGAGAGAGGGGAGGUUGGGUGA